AUGUUUUACGCUGAUGCUGUAGCUGGCUACACUAAUCCUGAAGUUUAUGGACAACAAAGAUACGGUAAUGGUACAGCUUGUCCAACUAACGUUCCUAGUGUUUACGGUACCCGCCCACCUCUUCAAUAUGGUAUUAAUGCACCUACCCCAAUACAACCUCUACCUGGCAUGAACUAUGCGCCCGGCAAUGGUAAGCCAUUACUACCGCCACCGGAAUCGAAUGGCGCAUGCGGUUACGGUAACCCAAUAUUACCUCCACCUGGAUUGAACGGUCCAUCAAGUCACGGUAACCCAUUUCUAACUCGACCUGCAUUGAACUGUGAACAUUGCUACGGUAAGCCACUACAACCACCUCCUGGAUUUAAUGAUCAAGCGCGUUACGGUAAUCCAGUACUCGUUCCAUCAAGAAUCAACGUUCCUCAUGGCUACGACAGUCGUAUUCCACCAAAUCAUUUCCCCGAACCUAAUGGUAUGUCGACUAACGGAUGCGGCUUUGAAAACAAAUGUAGAGUUGGCUUGGAAAACGACCGCUUUAAUCUACUGUUUGGAGACGAAUCCCACUUUCAAGCAUUAUGCAAGAAAGAUCGCUACAAAUUGUACCAGAACCAGGUGGAAUUAAUCAAAUGUGUCUACAAAAAAGCCCAGUCCAGUUUAAAAGGUGGUGCAUAUAAAACUCUACCAGACCACGUAUUUCAUGAAAUUUUUUUCAAUUUGAAAAUGAUUUCCCGAGAAGGCAAACUUGACGACUACAUUGUGAAAGAUAUGCAGAAAUUUCUAGAGCAAAAUCACAAUGAAUUAUUUAGUAUUCUCGAAUUCUGCAAAGUGCUACAGUUCUACACUGACCGACGCUGGCUUAGAGACGAAGCGGACGACUCUGAUGACAUUGUUUCUGAAGCUGACGACUCUAAUGACCUUGUUUAUGCAACUAACAUCCCUGAUAACAAUGCUUCUAAUGUAACUCAACAAGAUGAAUCAACCUUUGCAAUAGGCGGUCGAGACCAUCGACUCGACAAUAAAGUGUUUAAAUGGGCAGUAGAAAUUGAAGACGAGUGCAAACCCGAACACUUGGAGGUAUACAAAAGCCAAGUAAAAAUCCUGCUACGUUUCUACAAAGCCGGUAGAAUAGGUCUAGUGGGACAAAUACCAGAUGAAGUGCUGUACGUCUUGGACAUGAUUACGGGAUUAGCUAUGGAGCAUGCCAAAGACGGCAAAUUUGAAAACUAUGUGGUAAAAGCCUUGCAGAGGGUUUUGGAUGACAGAAAUGAUACCAAGAUUUUGGAAGCUUUCUUUACAUUGUAUGCGUACUGUAUUCUUAAAGACCCAGAAGAAGAUCAGGAGUCAAAUAACGAAUUUGAAGAAACUGCGCCAUAUAAUAAAGAAGCUGCACAAUGUCAGCAAGAAACUGCACAACGCCAUCAAGGAGCUGCACCAUCUUCUGAAACAAACCAAAAUACAGAAGGACUAGCUUCUGCUCUUAACUGUCAACAACAUACUUCUGAAUCCGAGCGUCUGCAACGUUUUACUCAACAAUUCCACGAAGCUGCCGAGUCUGCUACAAAACUAAUGUGUGAAGAUUCCGAAGACUUAUCUGAAGAUUCUGAAGAGUUAUUGAAAGAUCCUCAAGGCUCAUCUGAAGAUUCUGAAGACUCAUCUGAAGAAUGUGAUGGUUUAUCUGAAGGUUCAUCUGAAGAUACUGAUGAUUUAGCUGAAGCUUCUGAAGAUUUAUUUAAAGAUUGUGAAACUUUAUCUAAAGACCCCGAAGCACUAUCAUUUGAGUGUUCUGAAGAGUGCGAAGGCGAGUUUGUUAAUCAUCAUAGCCAACAAGAAUUCAAUGGCUCGUCCGGAUUCUCGAUAGUACAUGAUUCUCAACUUUGUGAUCCAACACAGCGUUGGAUCACACGGUGUUUGUUGAAAGCUCAACAAACAGCGAAAGCUUCGCAAAAAAAUUGUGAAGUACAACAAGAACCAAGUGAAGGGCAAGAUUCAGCUACAAGAGAUUCAGAAUCAUUAAAAGAAGAAGUGACGAAAAAGCUUUCUACUCUCAAACUUAUCAUGGAAGAUAUCAACGGGUUGAGGGAUGAAGCUAUAGAGAUUAAGGAAGAGGUGCUGAACAUUGUUAAGGGACUGAGUGAACAAGGUAAGGUUUUCUUAUCAGUUUGCAACUUGAAAAAAUAUAAUUUUUAACUUCCCCUCCGCUUUUUUUAAUAAUAAUCUAUUUUUAACCGCCCCCCAGCUCUCUUUUUUAAGAAAAACAUCUUUACUACCCCCUCCCUUUUUUUAAAAAAACUAUUUUUUAACACCCCCUCUUUUUUUAAGAAAUUUUUUUUAACUUCUCCCCUCCCCCUUUUUUUAAGUAACAUAUUUUUAACCAAAUUUAUUUUCAGAUUAG
Messenger RNA from Bursaphelenchus okinawaensis, 2389 nucleotides. The record is from the annotation of a GenBank genome assembly. Lineage: Eukaryota; Metazoa; Nematoda; Chromadorea; Rhabditida; Aphelenchoididae.